Molecule: messenger RNA, 5453 nt
Organism: Carcharodon carcharias (great white shark)
Lineage: Eukaryota; Metazoa; Chordata; Chondrichthyes; Lamniformes; Lamnidae
Gene: ppp1r10
Product: protein phosphatase 1, regulatory subunit 10
Exons: 21
Coding region: 697-3090 (797 amino acids)
Cellular component (GO): nucleus
Molecular function (GO): metal ion binding
Source: RefSeq, a predicted model, not a curated record
GUGCCGGAAAAAUAAAGAAACGCAAGUCGGCGUGGAAAACAAAAUUGAGAAAAAGUUGUUGGUCAAGUUGCCAAGCAGCCAAUCAGAUUCAAAUCCUAACGGCCUGUGCCACGUGAUCUCCCGCCCAACUGUGACGUCCGCAUCCUGAGUAUAAAAGGCAAGACGCAGGCAGCUACGCCAUUCCAGCCUUUGGUUUGAGGUUUUUUUUUUCGCUGAAGACGACGGGGGAAGAAGUCUCUUGUUCUGUGUGUUGUGUGUGUGAGGAUAACAAAAAAAACAGCCGCACCUUCAAAACAAAAUUCCUUUUCAUGUGAUUUUUUUUUUGGUCAACCUUGGGACACUGAAUCUCCUGUUUGUGCUCUUUUUAGAUUUUUUUUUUCCAAAAAACAAAAAAAAAGGAGAGGAGUUUGCAAUUCUUGCGAAAGGCGACAGAUCAGCAAAACAAAAGCGAAAAAAUAUACUCUACCCCCUAAUAAGCUCCUUUUUAAAAAAAAUUUACAAAAAUAAGUCAUGAAAAUCUCUUUAACAAAACAAUUGUCAACAUUGUGUUGUGUUUGCACAUAAAAAAAAAGCUCGAGGCGCUGUCAAGGAGAGUUUGAUAUUUUGGAUGCAGAUCUUUCAGAACACUCAGGAAACAAAACCCUCCGUGGACUCGGUAUACGGUUGUAGGAUAAGUCGAUUGGAUUCAGGAUUGUAAUGGGAAUCAGACUUGUAAUUGAUACAAUGGGUUCGGGGCCUGUAGAUCCAAAAGAGCUCCUGAUAGGGUUGGACUGCCUCCUUGGUAAAGAUGGGGAAAUUAAAAGUGGUGAUGGUGUCAUUAGAAUUUACAGGUUAAUGAAGGAUGCGAAAAAGCUUGUAAGCAGAUGCAUGUACUUGAACAUCCUGCUACAGACUAGAUCGGAGGAUAUCCUGAAUGAGUUCAUCAAUGUUGGCGGUUACAAGCUGCUGAAUAACUGGCUGGCCUAUUCCAAAUCUACUAGCAAUGUGCCAUUGUUACAGCAGAUUCUGCUGGCAUUGCAGUUGCUGCCACUCACUGUGGACCAUCUGAAACAAAAUAACACAGCCAAGAUAGUGAAGCAGUUAAGCAAGAGCUUUGAUGAUGAAGAACUCAGGAAGUUGGCACAAGUUCUGGUCAACCAUUGGAUGACUGUAAUUCGUUCUCAGAGCACAGGUCCUGGUGUGCAAGAUAAACAGCCAGAGAGGAAGAAGCGGAAAGAUGACAAGAAAGAUGAAGGCAAGGUUCGAGCGCCAGUUUCUGAACGAGUCCCAGAUCCAAAAUCGGACCUCCGAGUGGAGACAAAGGAGGAGGAAACGUUGGAGAAGAAACGAGAGAAGCCCAAAUCGUUACGGACAACGGCACCCAGUCACGCCAAGUUCAGGUCAACAGGCCUGGAGAUGGAGGUUCCCAUUCUGCCAAAAAAGAGCUCCUCUGGCCCAGUAAUUUCCGACAAGUAUAACAUCAAGCCAACGCCUCUGAAAAGACCAAGCACAUCUCUAAUGAGUAGCGCUGCACCACACGUGGAGAAGAAGUACAAACCACUGAACGUAACACCCAACACUACCAAGGAAAUCAAAGUCAAGAUCAUUCCUCCCCAGCCUAUUGAAAGCACUGGUUUUCUGGAGGCGCUCAAUUCUGCCCCAGUACAUGGACUAAAAAUCAAGAAGAAGAAGAAGAUUACAUCCCCAACCAGUGUCAAGUCCAAUCCUUUUGAUCAAAAAGCCAGCCCUGAACAGACCAGCACUAAGCCUGCUUCUCCAGAAGUUGCUGUCGCUGAGCCCAUGGAAGUGGAGAGACCUGGUACACCUGUGCCAUUGGAAGAGGUGUCUGAGCCUGUGGAAAUGACUGUUGAAGAGGAUACUGCAGUGACAGUGGCUGAACCCUCUCCCCCUGAGGCAGCGCCUGAAGCAUCCAAGCUGACGAGAAAGGGAAAGAAAAGAAAGACUGUGUCGUGGCGCGAAGAAUCCAAGCUGCGAGAAUACUUCUAUUUUGAGUUGGAUGAAACGGAGAGAGUUAACGUCAACAAGAUCAAAGACUUUGGUGAAGCUGCCAAGCGGGAAAUGAUGAUGGAUCGGCAGGCGUUUGAGACUGCUCGCAGGUUGAGCCAUGACACGAUGGAGGAAAAGAUCCCUUGGACAUGUCCCGUUUUAAUCGAUUUAGGUCCACAGCUAGCAGAGAGGGGGAGUAACAGUCAGGAGAAAUAUAUUCAGGAGGAGCGAGAAAAAGGAAUCUUACAGGAAAUCUUUCUUUCCAAAGACUGUGUUCCAGAGAGCCCCCACGAACCUGAUGCAGAGUCUUAUGAAACAAUUCCACCCAAGAUCAUUCCAUUGGAUGAUGAGAAUGGCAUAGAGGAUCCUUCUUACGAGGAGCCAUUACAAACAGUCGCUGCUUCCCAGUCCCCAGAUGGUUCAGGAAGCUCCAAACUGCCUCCAGUUCUGGCCAACCUGAUGGGCAGUAUGGGCAUGGUGAAGACCCAGCAACCUGGAUCAAAUGCCAAUCCCAGCAUCAAUGUCCAGGAGUUGCUCACCUCCCUCAUGAGCAAUCAAAAACCCAUUGAGGAGUUAGUCAAACAGCCAGAGUUCUCUGAUAAAAUCAAACAGCUGCUUGGACCACUACAGAACCAAGUCCCUCCAGGUCAGCGAAUGGCUGGCCCCCCACCAGCAGUGAACGGCUUCCCUCCUAACCAAAAUAACGUGCCUCACUUCCAUCCAAGUGGUCCUGCGGCACCAGGAGGACCUUUCCCAGCUCCCCAUGGUCCUAGCGGUCCAAGGAUGAUGGGCCCCCCUCAUCAAAGAGAUGGCUAUUGGGACCAGCCGAACGACAACAUGAGGGGCAACCCGCACGGCAUGCGUGGAGGACCCUACCAGCGCGGUCGGGGGCGCAGUGGUGACCAGAAUUUCAGAGGCCGAAGUGGGCGAGGCCACCUCCACGGGGGAGGAAGGGGCGGGCAUGGCAAUGGAAUGGGUGGCAACCACAGUGGAGACAUGUCGAACAGACCUAUGUGCCGGCAUUUCAUGAUGAAAGGCAGUUGCCGCUACGAGAGCAACUGUGCCUUCUACCACCCCGGGGUGAAUGGCCCCCCACUGCCCUGAAAUCCAAAAUGAUCCGGUUAAAGAAGUAACGGUGGAAAAUUAGCGUCGGCUGAAGAGAGUGGAAGUGUGGUCUGGCUGGGCCAGACAAUAGUUCCUGUGGAGAUUACUGACAUCCCAGAGUGAGCAGGCCUCCCUCUAUCCUGUGGAAAGUUUGGACAGUUCACUACUGUACUACAGAUGAACAGGACCUGGCCUGGGUAUCCCAUCACGGUCUACAUAGGCUUCUAAAUAAUGGAACUGAAAGGACAUUAGGCUUGGGAUUUAGACCACUACAAUGUUGUUGCUGUUGCUCAGAUACUGACCCCAACUCAGUUUAUUCCUCCUUUUUCCUGCACCCCUCCCUGCCCCUAUUUUUGUUUGCCGCUGUGAGGCUUAUUAAGGCAGCUUGAGAAGCAGAUGAACUUGAAGAGGAAAAAGGAACUGCUUUUCUCAGGAAGGCUGCUCUCUAUACUCUUGCCAGGAUGAAAAAUAAACAAGACUGUCCUUUUCCCAUUUAGUCAUUACAACAUGUGAUGAAGGGCAUGGGUGGGGUAGAGUGACGAACAGCUCGUGUGUGGUCUGCUGAAGAUUUAGGAAAUGCCUGCCCUCUGCUGUUCUAUUGUAUUGGAAACAGAGCAGAGGGACAUCCACACCUCAGACUAGGCAACUACUGAAUGAUUCUACCUCUGUAUUAAAAAAGAUAGUGGUCAACUAUUUCAAUACUGCAUUCAACACCCAGCUGAAUCCUCUCUCCCUGUGUAUCAUGUUGAGACUUUAUUUUCCAAUGAAGGAGAAAAUGCACUGAAAUUGGAGCUUGCUUCAACCAGUGUUUUCCAGAGAUCUUAUGUGGAAGUUGCCCAAUCGCUUUCCCUAUUGACUCCCUACCUCCUGUUUCCUUUCUCACCCACCCACCCCCAUCCUUAUUCCAUAACAGAAGUGCUGAUACCCUUUCAGUUGCCCUUUUGGUGAGCAGUAGCUGAAAUAUUUUCAAACUAUUUUUGUAAAUAUCUAUUUUGUAAUAAAUGCUCAGCAUUUAGCUAAUGAGUGUGGGGGGGAGGGGACAAUAUUGUACUUCUAUUGGAUGAUGUUGCCUGACUCUUCCUCUGGCCAAGUGUGUAGUUUAAGUCGAUCCCAAGUGCUUGCAGCAUUCUUCCCCCUUGCCCCUCACUCGCUUGAAGUAACUUGUCAAACCCAGGACAAAUUACACAUCAAACUUGUGUCAAUGUAAAGCCUUCUAGUGUGGUUGUAUUCUGCUGUGACAGCAUUGCUCACCAGAAUAAACCAGAGUGGACAUUUUUCCUCAAUUGUCCAAACUGAAGUUUCUGGUUAAAUGUUUGGCUGGCCAGGCUGGAAAUGCUUCUUUUAGCAUUUCUGAAAGUGAUGAUCUUAGAAUGUUGCGGAAAACUUUGAGGCAUAGGGAGCUGGCUGUUCAGAAACCACUGUUUCAAGCCCAUUGACAAAAUUAUCCUGUGCAUAUUUGAAGUAUUAACAAGGUCAAGCUUAAUCAUCUUAACUCAUAAAAGCUGUAUCUGAAGUAUGAGUUUUCAGAGUUGAGGCUGAAUUAUUGAGUGUGACGAAGUAAGAGCUUGUACAAGCUGUCAGCUUAAUCCUGAAAUUAAGGCAUUGAGACUUCUGUCAUUAGGGCUUCCCUCAACUGAUUAACUUCCAUCUAGUCAUUCCUAUUCCCCCUGAUUUUGCACUUUUUUUUAAAAAAAAUGUCGAAGGGUACACUUCUUCUGUUUUCUAUUUUUGUUGUAUACUUAAGAGCCACACAGUAACCAUCCAUAUCAGUAUCCAAUCACUUGUUGAUGGGUGCAAAAAUUGUUAAUAUCCAGUUUGGUGCUCAGUUUCAUUCCAGGCCCUGAACUUCUAAUAGUUCAGUAGUGGUUGGGAGGGAGGAGCUACUCCUUGGCUUGCUGAACAUGCUUGUGUUCCUGUGAAGAUUUUUUUUUAAUUGUUUGAGCCAGGAACUGUGCAGCCAUCUUGGUUAAUGAGAGCCCACAGCACUUGAGGCUGGUUUAAUUUUUUUUCCUAGCUUGAACAGACAUUUGUGAAUUGAAACCCUGGCCUGAAAUUGAAAGUUGUAUUACCUGUGUGUAUUUUUUUUAAAUCAAGAGUAUCCACUGGGCAAUUGAAUAAUUCACAACAGUCACUUAUGUCACAGUUGGAAGUGGCAAGUUAAUGAAGGUUCCAAUGCAGAACCUAAAUUGACAGUGAUAAAUGUGUUGCAGCCUUUAGGAGGGAACAAGGUGAAGGGGUAGAGAAAUGUGAAACAUUACUUGGAAAUCAGUAUUGUCGAGGAUUAACCACUGAUCUUCCUUAGGAGGGGGAGCUAUUACAUUGUAAGAAUGCUUCGAAUCAACUGAGUCUCCUUUCUCUCCCCC